Messenger RNA from Aptenodytes forsteri (emperor penguin), 1885 nucleotides. Its product is annotated as lysine-specific demethylase 6B. Gene Ontology annotation, biological process: regulation of transcription by RNA polymerase II. NCBI's taxonomy places the organism in Eukaryota, Metazoa, Chordata, Aves, Sphenisciformes, Spheniscidae. The transcript has 4 exons. Gene Ontology annotation, molecular function: DNA-binding transcription factor activity, RNA polymerase II-specific; RNA polymerase II cis-regulatory region sequence-specific DNA binding. The coding region runs from base 1 to 984 and encodes 327 amino acids. The record is from RefSeq and is a predicted model, not a curated record. Gene Ontology annotation, cellular component: transcription regulator complex; nucleus.
AUGGAAACUGCCCUGAGUUUGGGGCCGGGAGGCUCCUCCCGAGUGCCUUCACCUGGGCGAGCCCCGGCGCCCGCCACCGCUCCGGCCGUCCCGUCCACCCGCGCAGGCUGUGCGCCGCUCCCGCGGAGGCACCGCGUCGCCCUUCGCUCGCUCAUCCUCCCCCGACCUUCCCGCUUGCACAGCCUCUCUCCCUCGCCUUUCACUUUCGGUGUAGACCGAAAGGGACGGGAAAGGCCACGGGUGCCGGGGACGGCAGAGCCCGCGCUCCGGAGCGGCGCGGCCGGGAUAGGGCUGCGGGGCCUGGACUGGGCGGUGGGGCCGGGAUGGGGCUGCGGGAUCCAGACGGGGCGGCGGGGCCCGGACGGGGCGGCGGCUCCGUCCCGCCCCCCCGCAGCGCCCUGCGGAGAGAGGCAGGGGCCCGGGCUCCGCACUCCGGCGCUCCCCCUCUCCCCCGAUGGGCGCCUGCAGCGUCAAUCACGGCGCGCGCCCCCCCCCCCCAAGCUGCAGCAGCUCGGGCUGAAGGCGCACUACAUCGAGGCGGAGAAGCUGCGGGGGCGACCCCUAGGGGCGGUGGGCAAGUACCGGGUGCGCCGCAAGUUCCCGCUGCCCCGCUCCAUCUGGGACGGCGAGGAGACCAGCUACUGCUUCAAGGAGAAGAGCCGCAGCGUCCUCCGCGAGUGGGAAAACAACGAGAAUUCCAACUCCAACAGCCACAACCCGCUCUCGGCGUCAAUGAACGGGAAUAAGACAGUUUUGGGGAGCUCAGAGGACGAGAAGACGCCGUCAGGGACCCCGGAUCACACCUCCUCCAGCCCCGCGCUGCUGCUCAGCUCCAACCCCGGGCUGCAGCCCCUGCACGGCCUGGGCCACCCCCAGGGCCCCAGCGCCAUCCCCGUGCCCAGCACCGACCCCAUGCACCACCACAGCUUGCAGGACUCCAUCCUCAACCCCAUGUCAUCCAACCUGGUCGAUCUGGGCUCUUAAAACCGUGUACACACUCCCUCCUUCGCACCAGACCUCCUUUACUCUAUUUUUUUCCUUUUUUUUUUUCCCCCCCCUUUUAAUCCUACCAGAGACUUUGAAAGCGAUGACAAACUCCUUAGUGGACGUGUUGUGCCCUUUGGCAGCAGGCUGGCUGCAGGUUUGGAAGGUAUCGGACUCGGCUGUGGGUAGUGAUGUUGUGAAAAGCCUUAAGGGUUGCUUAAAGGUGGUCUCAGGCGUGUAAGGACUGUUGGACAGGAGCUGUGAUUUUCACGGCAGGCUGUAAGGCAGUUCGGUGUAGCAGCUCUUUCCAGCCUUAACUUCACGAAUCUCUCGGUGGUGUCACUCGAUCGGGCCGGUCUGUGUGGGAAGAGGCACAUUGUAAUCUUUUAUUUUCGGGGGGUGGGGAGGAAAGGGGAGCGCAAGGCCGCUGCUUCCAUGCCUGUUUGGAAGUUACACAUCGCUCCCGUUAUUCUAUUGUAGUUAUGUAUCCGUGGCAGGUGUACGAUGUACAAUUUCAACUAAGAAUACAAAAGUUGUAGUCAAGUUAUAGCAGCAACACGCGCUCUAGGCAGACUCUGUAACCUUCUUGUAGCUGAUGCUAUGCAGAGAGACGACUUCUUUGGCCUUGUCCAUGUGGUGCUUUCGCCAUUUGCUGGGUGGGAAAGGAAGCGAUGGCCCGGCUCCGGCCCCAGAGGAAGGCCGGGGCAGAUUCGCACCUCGGUGUGCAACGAGGGCAGGAGCGGGCUUUAAAAAAAAAGAGGAAUUGCUGCUCAAGUUUAGACCUAAACGACAGUAUCAACCGCAAGUCACUCACCUUAGUUUUGUUCAUUGUUUAUAUUAUGUGAAUACAUUCUUUGGAAAAUAUUUCUGCUUUUAUUUUAUAAUAAAAUUUAGAAAUCUA